This is a messenger RNA of Zalophus californianus (California sea lion), 11980 nucleotides long. RefSeq names its product mucin 5AC, oligomeric mucus/gel-forming (gene MUC5AC). The coding region runs from base 1 to 11724 and encodes 3907 amino acids. Gene Ontology annotation, cellular component: extracellular matrix. The transcript has 59 exons. Gene Ontology annotation, molecular function: protein binding. The record is from RefSeq and is a predicted model, not a curated record. Lineage: Eukaryota; Metazoa; Chordata; Mammalia; Carnivora; Otariidae.
AUGGACGUGCUGCGCUGGGCAGCCCAGCCCCAGGGACGCCCCAUGUCUACCUAUAAGUUGUACCCUGCAUCUGAGCCUAACCAGGACACCUUCCACGAAACCCGCUACAUCCCCCUGCAGGCAGUGAAGCCCCUAGAGUCCAUCCUCAACCUCCUGUCCCCCUUUGCUGUGUCUGCAGAAAGAAACCAGGCCCCACCUGGCAGCUACGCCCAUCUCUGCCUGGCUCCGGCUGCUGUGGCCAGCCGAGAAAUGGGUGUCCGCGGGAGGAAGCUGGCCCCACUCUGGGCCCUGGCCCUCACCCUGGCCUGUGCCCAGCACACAGGCCAGGCCCAGGAUGGCUCUGUGGAACAUGGCCACAGGUCCCCAGACCUUCCCGUCCCCCAGGAGCUUGGUGGUGCCCGCAUUCCUGCAGGCCACCCGCUCCGUGGGAUGACCUUCCUGCCCCCUCUGAGGACAGCUCCAGUGGUGCGAGCCCGGAACCCCGCGCACAACGGGCGCGUGUGUAGCGCCUGGGGCGACUUCCACUACAAGACCUUCGACGGCGAUGUCUUCCGCUUCCCGGGCCUGUGCAACUACGUCUUCUCGGCGCACUGCGGCGCCGCCUAUGAGGACUUCAACAUCCAGCUGCGCCGCGGCCGGGCGUCCAACGCCACCACGGUCAUCGGCGUCACCAUGAAGCUUGAUGGCAUGGUCGUCCAGCUGACCAAGAGCUCCAUCCUGGUCAACGGCCGCCCAACUCAGCUGCCCUUUAGCCAAUCCGGGGUCCUCAUUGAGUUCAGCAGCAGCUACUUGAAGGUGGUGGCCAGGCUGGGCCUGGUCUUCAUGUGGAGCCAAGAUGACAGCCUCCUGCUGGAGCUGGACCCCAAGUACGCCAACCAGACCUGUGGGCUCUGCGGAGACUUCAGUGGCCAGCCUGUGUUCAAUGAGUUCUUCUCCCACGGUGUCAAGCUGACCCCCAUCGAGUUUGGGAACCUGCAGAAGAUGGAUGGUCCCACGGAGCAGUGUCAGGACCCUGUCCUUGGACCCCUGAGGGACUGCUCCCCUGGCACUGGCAUCUGCGAGGAGAUCCUGAGCAGCUGGAUGUUCUCGGGCUGCCGCGCUCUGGUGGACGCCCGCAGCUACGUGCAGGCCUGCCGGCAGGACCUCUGCCUCUGUGAGCACGCUACCCACAGCAGCUGCAUCUGCCACACGCUCGCCGAGUACUCCCGCCAGUGCGCCCACGCUGGGGGGCAGCCCCUGGACUGGAGGGGCCCCCACCUCUGCCCCCAGACCUGCCCCCUCAACAUGGAGUAUCACGAGUGCGGCUCGCCCUGUGCGGACACCUGCUCCAACCUGGAGCACUCCCAGCUCUGCGAGGACCACUGCAUGGCUGGCUGCUUCUGCCCCGAGGGGAUGGUGUUGGAUGACCUUGGCCAGGCCGGCUGCAUCCCUGCAACCCAGUGCUCCUGUGUGUACAACGGGGCCGUCUACGCUCCAGGAGCCAGCUAUGCCACAGACUGCACCAACUGCACCUGCUCCGGGGGCCAGUGGAGCUGCCGGGAGCUGCCGUGCCCGGGCACCUGCUCAGUGCUGGGGGGCCCCCACUUCUCCACCUUUGACGAGAGGCAGUACACAGUGCACGGGGACUGCAGCUACGUGCUGGCCAAGCCCUGUAAGAGCAGUGCCUUCACUGUGCUGGCCGAGGUGCGCAGGUGCGGCCGGACGGACACUGAGACCUGCCUGAGGAGCCUGACGCUGAGCCUGGGCGGGGGGCACACGGUCAUCACGGUCAAGGCCGGCGGGGAGGUGUUUGUGAACCAGAUCUACACCCAGAUGCCCAUCUCAGCAGCCAACGUCACGCUCUUCAGACCCUCAACCUUCUUCAUCGUCGCCCAGACCAACCUGGGCCUGCAGUUGAGUAUCCAGCUGGUGCCUAUGAUGCAGGUGUUCGUGAGGCUGGGGCCCGAGCUCCGCGGGCUGACCUGUGGCCUGUGCGGGAACUUCAACCAGAACCAGGCCGAUGACUUCCGGACCCUCAGCGGCGUGGUGGAGGGCACGGCCGCCGCCUUCGCCAACACCUGGAAGACCCAGGCCGCCUGCCCCAACGUCAAGAACAGCUUCGAGGACCCCUGCUCCCUCAGCGUGGAGAACGAGAAGUACGCUCAGCACUGGUGCUCCCGGCUGACGGAUGCCCACGGCCCCUUCGCCCGGUGCCAUGCUGCCGUGAACCCUGGCAUCUACUACUCGAACUGCAUGUUCGACACGUGUAACUGUGAGAAGAGCGAGGACUGCCUGUGUGCGGCCCUGUCCUCUUACGUGCACGCCUGCACCGCCAAGGGGGUGCUGCUCAGCGGCUGGAGGGACGGCGUGUGCAUGAAGCCCACGACCACCUGCCCAAAGUCGCUGACCUACCACUACCACAUCAGCACCUGCCAGCCCACCUGCCGGGCCCGGAGUCACGAGGACGUCACCUGCGGCAUCAGCUUUGUCCCCGUGGACGGCUGCACCUGUCCCCAUGGCACCUUCAUGGAUGAUGCGGGCAAGUGUGUGCCGGCCACCAGCUGUCCUUGCUACCACGGGGGCUCUGUGGUCCCCAACGGGGAGUCGCUGCAUGAGCGUGGGGUCAUCUGCACCUGCACACAAGGCACGAUGACCUGCAUCGGAGGCCAGGUUCCCACCCCAGUCUGCACCCCACCCAUGGUCUACUUCGACUGUCGCAACGCCACACCGGGGGCCGCCGGGGCCAGCUGUCAGAAGAGCUGCUUCACCCUGGACAUGGACUGUUACAGCUCCCAGUGCGAGCCUGGCUGCGUGUGUCCUGACGGGCUGGUGGCUGAUGGUGAGGGCCACUGCCUCACUGCAGCCGAUUGCCCCUGUGUGCACAACGAGGCCAGCUACCCGCCCGGCCAGACCAUCCGGGUGGGCUGCAAUACCUGCACCUGUAAGAACAGAAUGUGGCAGUGCACAGAGGACACCUGCCUGGCCACCUGCGCAGUGUACGGGGACGGUCACUACCUCACCUUUGACGGGAGGCGCUACAGCUCCAGUGGGGACUGUGGGUACACGCUGGUUCAGGACCACUGUGGGGGCAACGGCACCGCCAACGGAACCUUCCGCGUGGUCACCGAGAACGUCCCCUGCGGGACCACGGGCGUCACCUGCUCCAAGGCCAUCAAGCUGUUCCUGGGGAGCUACGAGCUGAGGCUGAGUGAUGGCGGUGUGGAGGUGAUAGAGAAGGGUGUGGGGCAGGAGGUCCCCUACUCCAUCCGCCAGAUGGGCAUCUACUUGGUGGUGGACACCGAGGCCGGCCUGGUGCUUCUGUGGGACAGGAAGACCAGCAUCUUCCUCAAACUCAGCCCUGAGUUCAAGGGCCGGGUCUGCGGGCUGUGUGGGAACUUUGACGACAACGCCGUCAAUGACUUCACCACGCGGAGCCAGUCCGUGGUGAGCAGCGCCCUGGAGUUCAGCAACAGCUGGAAGUUCUCCCCAUCCUGCCCUGACGCCCCGGCCCCCAGGGACCCCUGCACCGCCAACCCGUACCGCAAGUCCUGGGCCCAGAAGCAGUGCAGUAUCAUCAACAGCGCCACCUUCGCCACCUGCCACGCCCACGUCGACCCCGCCAAGUACUACGAGGCCUGUGUGGGUGACGCGUGCGCCUGUGACUCGGGGGGUGAUUGUGAGUGUUUCUGCACGGCGGUGGCCGCCUACGCCCAGGCCUGCCACGACAUGGGCGUGUGCGUGUCCUGGCGGACCCCGGACAUCUGCCCCCUGUUCUGCGACUAUUACAACCCUGAGGGCCAGUGCGAGUGGCACUACCAGCCGUGCGGGGCACCCUGCAUGAGGACCUGCCGGAACCCCAGCGGCCGCUGUCUGCACGACCUGCAUGGCUUGGAAGGCUGCUACCCCAAGUGCCCGCCCGAGGCCCCCAUCUUCGAUGAGGACCAGAUGCAGUGUGUGGCCAUGUGCCCGACCCCACCCCCACCGCUACCCUGCCGCGUCCAGGGCAAGUCAUACCGGCCAGGCAUGGCAGUGCCCUCCAGCAAGAACUGCCACUCCUGCGUUUGCACUGAGAGCGGCGUGCAGUGUGCCUAUGACUCAGAGGCCUGUGUCUGCAUCUACGAUGGACGGCGCUUCCGCCCAGGGGAUGUCAUCUACCACACGACUGACGGCACAGGCGGGUGCAUCUCUGCCCACUGCUCCGCAAGCGGCACCAUUGAGAGGCGUGUCUACGCCUGCAGCUCCACUACCCCCACACCGCCAACCACCUUCUCCUUCUCCAUGUCUCCGCUCGUCGUGAGCUCAACACCUCCGUCCCGCAUGUAUCACACCUAUCCCAAGAGCAGGGUGCACGCAGGAACAACCUCCGGUCCAACUGUCCAGACCCUCCAGGCCUGUGGGGAGCAGUGCUGGUGGUCGCCAUGGCUGGAUGUCAGCCACCCGGGGCGGGGCAUCGACAGCGGUGACUUCGAAACACUGGAGAACCUCCGUGCCCACGGGUACCAGGUUUGCACAGUACCGAAGAGCGUGGAGUGCCAAGCUGAGGGGGCCCCUGGGGUGCAGCUCCAAGUCCUGGGGCAGCACGUGGAGUGCAGCCCGACGGUGGGCCUGACUUGUUACAACCGCAACCAGACGUCAGGGCUCUGCCAUAACUACCAGAUCAGGAUUCUGUGCUGCUUCCCCAGGACCUGUCCCAUCUCCACCAGUCCAGCUCAGACCACCACUCCUACAGCUUCCAGGAAUACAGAAAUUGGGCCCACACAAGGGGUUAGCAGGAUCCCAUCUGUGCCAACAGAGAGCAAAACUUCCCCAGCCACUGUCAUUGCAACUGGCUCAAGCACUCUCUCUACAACUAGUGAAACACCUGCUCCAGGUACCCCUACACCUGCCCUGGGUAACACCACCCCAGUUACUACCACGAACACCCCAGGUACUACACCUGCCCCAGGUACCACCAUGAUUACUCCGGGGACUACACCUGCCCCGGUGAAAACUACUCUCUUAACUCCAAGCCCAAUGCCAGUUUCAACAACACGUGAGCCUUGUUUACAAAAGUUGUGUAGAUGGACCCAGUGGUUCGACAGCAGCUACCCUGGGCUUGGUAUAAACAGUGGAGAUUUUGACACUUUUCCUAAUUUGAGAUCCAAAGGACACAAAUUCUGUGAAAAACCCAGUAAUGUGGAGUGCAGGGCAAAGUUCUUCCCAAACAUCCCACUGGAAGAGUUGGGGCAGGAUGUGAUCUGUGACAAGAGUGUGGGGCUAAUAUGCCUGAAUAAGAACCAGUUACCCCCAUUCUGCUAUAACUAUGAAAUCCGGAUUGAGUGCUGUGAGCUGGUGGAUGUGUGCAGACGCAUCAAACACCCUGUGACUUCUGAGACCACACACUCAACUCCAAGGGAAACUGAGACCAAAACACAGCUUACUUGGACCACUGGAAUUCCCUUGUCCCCCACACGACAUGGAAGUGCCAUCUCAACACCGGUGCACCCCACAACCAGCACCAUACCUGAGACACACUUGGUCUCCUCAACUAUGACUGUCACCUGCCAGCCACAGUGCACGUGGACCAAGUGGUUUGACGUGGACUUCCCGUCCCCGGGACCCCACGGAGGAGAUAUGGAAAGCUUCAGCAACAUCAUGAGAAGGGGAGAGAAAAUCUGCCGCCGGCCUGAAUACAUCUCGCAGCUGGAGUGCCGGGCCGAGAGCCACCCCGAGGUCAGCAUCGAGAAUCUGGGCCAGGUGGUGCAGUGCAACCUCAGCAAGGGCCUGGUGUGCCGGAACCGGGACCAGGAGGGCAAUGUCGGGAUGUGCCUCAACUACGAGAUCCGGGUUUUGUGCUGUGAGCCCCCAGAGACCUGCUCUACCCACAAAACUGUCACAGUCCCUCACACCCCAAGUGUGAGCCCCAACAGCUUAACCGAGACCACCACCACUUACCUGGUGACAUCCCAAACCAGCUCAACCUCUGUACCAACAACCAGCCCAACCUCUGUCCCAACAACCAGCUCAACCUCUUUGCCACCAAGCAGCCCAACUUCUGUCCCAACAACCAGCUCAACCCCUGUGCCACCAAGAAGCCCCAUCUCUGUGCCAGAAACCAGCUCAACCUCUGUACCAACAACCAGCCCAACCUCUGUCCCAACAAUCAGCUCAACCCCUCUCAACCUCUGUGCCAGAAACCAGCUCAACCACUGUGCCACCAACCAGCACAAACUCUGUCCCAACAACAAGCUCAAUCUCUGUCCCAACAACCAGCCCAACCUCCGUGUCAGAAACCAGCUCAACCUCUGUGCCACCAAGCAGCACAACCUCUGUCCCAACAACCAGCUCAAUCUCUGUCCCAACAGCCAGCUCAACCUCUGUCGCAACAACCAGCAAAACCACUGUGCCAACCACCAGCCUGACAUCUGUGCCAGAAACCAGCAAAUCCACUGGGCCACCAACCAGUCCAACCUCUGUGCCAGAAACCAGCUCAACCUCUGUGCCACCAACCAGCACAACCUCUGUCCCAACAACCAGCUCAAUCUCUGUCCCAACAGCCAGCUCAACCUCUGUCACAACAACCAGCAAAACCACUGUGCCAACCACCAGCCCGACAUCUGUGCCAGAAACCAGCAAAACCACUGUGCCACCAACCAGCACAACCUCUGUGCCAGAAACCAGCUCGACUUCUGUGCCAGAAACCAGCUCAACCUCUGUACCAACAACCAGCCCAACCUCUGUCCCAACAACCAGCUCAACCCCUGUCUCAACCUCUGUGCCACCAAGCAGCCCAACCUCUGUCCCAACAACCAGCUCAACCUCUGUGCCACCAAGAAGCCCCAUCUCUGUGCCAGAAUCCAGCUCAACCUCUGUACCAACAACCAGCCCAACCUCUGUGCCACCAAGAAGCCCCAUCUCUGUCUCAACCUCUGUGCCACCAAGCAGCCCAACCUCUGUCCCAACAACCAGCUCAACCUCUGUGCCAGAAACCAGCUCAACCACUGUGCCACCAACCAGCACAAACUCUGUCCCAACAACAAGCUCAAUCUCUGUCCCAACAACCAGCCCAACCUCCGUGUCAGAAACCAGCUCAACCUCUGUGCCACCAAGCAGCACAACCUCUGUCCCAACAACCAGCUCAACCUCUGUGCCAGAAACCAGCUCAACCUUUGUCCCAACAACCAGCCCAACCUCUGUCCCAACAACCAGCUCAACCCCUCCAGCUCAACCUCUGUCGCAACAACCAGGUCAACCUAUGUGUCACCAAGAAGCCCCAUCUCUGUGCCAGAAACCAGCUCAACUUCUGUGCCAACAACCAGCCCAAACUAUGUGCCUGAAACCAGCAAAACCACUGUGCCAACCACCAGCCUGACAUCUGUGCCAGAAACCAGCAAAACCACUGUGCCACCAACCAGCCCAACCUCUGUGCCAGAAACCAGCUCGACCUCUGUGCCAGAAUCCAGCUCAACCUUUGUCCCAACAACCAGCCCAACCUCUGUCCCAACAACCAGCUUAACCCCUGUGCCUGAAACCAGCUCAACCUCUGUGCCACCAAGCAGCCCAACCUCUGUCCCAACAACCAGCUCAACCUCUGUGCCACCAAGAAGCCCCAUCUCUGUGCCAGAAACCAGCUCAACCUCUGUGCCAACAAGCAGCCCGACAUCUGUGCCUGAAACUAGCAAACCCACUGUGCCAACCACCAGCCCGACAUCUGUGCCAAAAACCAGCAAAACCACUGUGCCACCAACCAGCCCAACCUCUGUGUCAGAAACCAGCUCGACCUCUGUGCCAGAAUCCAGCUCGACCUCUGUACCAACAACCAGCCCAACCUCUGUCCCAACAACCAGCUCAACCUCUGUGCCACCAAGAAGCCCCAUCUCUGUGCCAGAAACCAGCUCAACUUCUGUGCCAACAACCAGCCCAAACUAUGUGCCUGAAAACAGCAAAACCACUGUGCCAACCACCAGCCCGACAUCUGUGCCAGAAACCACCAAAACCACUGUGCCAACCACCAGCCCGACAUCUGUGCCAGAAACCAGCAAAACCACUGUGCCACCAAGCAGCCCAACCUCUGUGCCAGAAACCAGCUCGACCUCUGUGCCAGAAUCCAGCUCGACCUCUGUACCAACAACCAGCCCAACCUCUGUCCCAACAACCAGCUCAACCUCUGUGCCACCAAGAAGCCCCAUCUCUGUGCCAGAAACCAGCUCAACCUCUGUGCCAACAACCAGCCCGACAUCUGUGCCUGAAACUAGCAAAACCACUGUGCCAACCACCAGCGUCACAUCUGUGCCAGAAACCAGCAAAACCACUGUGCCACCAACCAGCCCAACCUCUGUGCCAGAAACCAGCUCGACCUCUCUGCCAGAAUCCAGCUCAACCUCUGUACCAACAACCAGCCCAACCUCUGUCCCAACAACCAGCUCAACCCCUGUGCCUGAAACCAGCUCAACCUCUGUGCCACCAAGCAGCCCAACCUCUGUCCCAACAACCAGGUCAACCUUUGUCCCAACAACCAGCUCAACCUCUGUGCCAGGAACCAGCUCAUCCUCUGUGCCAACAACCAGCCCAUCCCCUGUGCCAGAAACCAGCUCAACCUCUGUGCCCAAAUCCGGCACAUCGUCUGCUCCUACAACCAGCACAACCCCUGUUCUCACACCUGAAACAACCCACUCCUCUCAUGUGACUGUCACUUGCCAGCCACAGUGCACGUGGACCAAGUGGUUUGACGUGGACUUCCCGUCCCCGGGGCCACAUGGAGGAGACACGGAAACCUACUGCAACAUCAAGAAAAAGGGAGAGAAAAUCUGCCGGAGACCUGAAUACAUCUCGCAGCUGGAGUGCCGGGCUGAGAGCCACCCUGAGGUCAGCAUCGAGAAUCUGGGCCAGGUGGUGCAGUGCAACGUCAGCAAGGGCCUGGUGUGCCGGAACCGGGACCAGGAGGGCAAUGUCGGGAUGUGCCUCAACUAUGAGGUCCGGGUUUUGUGCUGUGAGCGCCCAGAGCAGUGCGGUCACACUUCUGUGAAACCCCACAUGACUUCACCUACCAAGCACUCCCCCGCUCCUGAAUCUACCUCCAUAGUGUCCACUGUGCCGUUGCUCAGCUCCGUGGCGCCAUCCACCACGACAUGCUACUGCAGCGUGUCUGGCAAGCUGUACCCCUCAGGAUCCAUCAUUUACCAACAGACUGACCUUGCCGGCCACUGCUAUUUUGCCAUGUGCAGUCUGGAUUGCCACGUGGUCAGGCAGAUGAACCAGUCCUGCCCCAGCAGCGUGUCACCUCCUGCGCCGACCACCUCCCCCCACGGCUCCUCCCUGUCGGCCCCCGUGCCCGUCACUAAGCAGGGAUGCCCGAACGCAGUCCCCCCAAGGAUGAAAGGCGAGACCUGGCCCAUGCCCAACUGCUCUCAGGCCACCUGUGAGGGCAACGGCGUCAUCAGUGUGCACCGGCGCCACUGCCCCCACGCUCAGCCGCCGACCUGUGCCAACGGCUUCCCCCCAGCUAAGGUGGCUGACCUCGACGGCUGUUGUCCGGGCUACCAGUGCCAGUGUGUGUGCAGCGGCUGGGGCGACCCCCACUACAUCACCUUUGAUGGCACGUACUACACGUUCCUGGGCAACUGUACGUACGUGCUGCUGCAGCAGAUCAUUCCCGUGUAUGGCCACUUCCGCGUGCUCAUUGACAACUACUUCUGUGGGCCCGAGAACGGGCUCUCCUGCCCGCAGGCCAUCAUCGUCGAGUACCGGCAGGACCGUGUCGUGCUGACCCGCAAGCCCGUCCUCGGUGUGAUGACCAACGAGAUCAUCUUCAAUGAGAAAGUGGUCAGGCCUGGCUUCCAGAAAGACGGUGUGAGCGUGUCCCAAAUCGGCAUCAAGAUGUAUGUGACCAUCCCCGAGCUCGGCGUCCAGGUCAUGUUCUCUGGCCUCAUCUUCUCGGUGGAGGUGCCUUUCAGCAAGUUUGCUAACAACACAGAGGGCCAGUGCGGCACCUGCACCAAUGACAAGAAGGAUGAGUGUCGCCUGCCUGGGGGGGCGGUGGCAGCCUUCUGCUCCGAUAUGUCCGGCCACUGGAAGGUGACAACACCCCACCAGCCACUCUGCCACGACCAUUCCCUGACGCCCCCUGCAGCCAGGCCCACGCCCUCGCCCACUGCGUGCUCGUCAUCCUCAAUCUGCCAGCUGAUUCUGAGCAAGGUCUUCGAGCGGUGCCAUGCUGUGAUCCCCCCGCUGACCUUCUACCAAGGCUGCGUCUUCGACUGGUGCCAUAAGACCAACUUGAGAGUGGUGUGCUCCGGCCUGGAGCUGUACGCGUCCCUCUGCGCCUCCCGCGGUGUGUGCAUCGACUGGAGGAGCCACACCAACCAUGCGUGCCCGUUCACCUGCCCUGCUGACAAGGUGUACCAGCCCUGUGGCCCAUCCAAGCUCUCUUACUGCUACGGGAGAGACAACACCAGCCUCAUGGCUCUGCAGGACGCUGGCCCCAUCACAGAAGGCUGCUUCUGUCCAGAGGACAUGAUGCCUUUCAGCACGAGCUCUGACGUCUGUGUGCCCAUAGACUGCCACAAGUGCCUGGGGCCCCACGGGGAGCCUGUGGAGCCUGGCCACACCGUCCACGUGGACUGUCAGGAAUGCACCUGUGGAAACAGCACGCUGACCUUGAGCUGUCAGAGGCAGCCCUGCCCCCUGCCCCCAGCCUGCCCCGUGCCCGGCUUUGUGCCUGUGCCUGCAGCCCCCCAGGCCGACCAGUGCUGUCCCCAGUACAACUGCGCCUGUGACCCCAGCUACUGCCCCAAGCCCAUGGCCUGUCCUGAGGGCUCCCGCCUGAUCCUGACCUACAAGGAGGGGGCCUGCUGCCCGAGCCAGAACUGCAGCUGGAGUGUCUGCAGUGUCAAUGGCACCUUGUACCAGCCCGGCUCCGUGGUCUCCUCCAGUCUGUGUGAAACAUGCCGGUGCGAGGUGCCCGGCCGUCCCCUUUUGGACAUGGCCGUGAUCAGCUGUGAGACCCAGAUUUGCAACACCCACUGCCCUGUGGGCUUUGAGUACCGGGAGCAGAGCGGGCGGUGCUGCGGUGGGUGCGAGCCGCAGGCCUGCCUCCUCAACACCAGCGACAGCUCCACCCACCUCUUCUACCCCGGCCAGUCCUGGUCAGACCCUGGGAACCCCUGUGUGACCCACAAGUGUGAGAAGCACCGGGACGGGCUUGUGGUGGUGACCAGGAAGAAGACGUGUCCCCCACUGAGCUGUCCUGCGGACCAGGCCCGGCCGAGCGCAGAUGGCUGUUGUGUGUCCUGUCCUCCACACGGAUCCCAGAGCAGCUCGACCUGCACCAUGUUCCACGAGUCCAAGGUCAUCAGGCAGCGAGGCUGCAGCUCCGCCCGACCUGUGCCCCUGGCCUACUGCCGGGGCAACUGUGGGGAUAGCGCCUCCAUGUACUCCCAGGAGGCCAACGCCAUGCAGCACCGCUGCGAGUGCUGUCAGGGGCUGCGCGUCUCCCUGAGGAACGUGACCCUGCUCUGUGCGGACGGCUCCAGCCGGGCCUUCAGCUACCCCCACGUGGAAGAGUGUGGCUGCGUGGGGCAGCGCUGUGGCUCUCACGGCACCCCGGGCCACGUGGAGGGGUCGGGGUCCAUGCAAAGCGACGAGGAGGAGACCCAGGAGAUGGAGCUUGCGGGCUGGAGGAGGGGAGCCAGGGCCACAGGCCCCCCCGGCAGACUGACCAGCACCCGUCCUCGGGGCUCGCGGCCCCCCCCGUCCGGGAUACACUGAUAAGACCGUCCUGUUCUCUACAGACUCGGCUCCGGGGGACCGAGACCAGGCUGGCCUGCCCGCCCGCCUCGUCCCUCCCCGGGGUCCAGCCGGCCCUUGGAUGUGCGGUGGCCCCGACCAACCUGCAGCCCCGCUCAGGACCAGGCUGCGGUGGGCCAGGCUCCUCUGGCCGUGGGUCCAGCCUGUGUUCCCCGGACUUGAGCAUCACGUAGGGGGUCUUAUCAACGACGGUCACUUGGACUUGGUGCCUGGCUGU